AUGAUGAGAACUUACUUGAAGAAAGUGAAUGGCUGUGCAUCAAAUAUGUGGUCUCCAUUGUUAGCAGCAAUUGGAGGGAAAGAUAUCAUGGUGACCGCCAGGACCAACUAUGGCGGAGAUGUUGGGAAGCCUUAUGGAUCUUCAAUUGCUUUCACCACCUCGGUUUGCCUCCCGUUUCCAGUCAAAAAAGUGCUCAAUUUCCUCUCUGACGGGACCCUCCGAGAUAAGUGGGAUGCCCUUGCUUAUAAGCGUGUCAUUCGGGAAGCUACAUACAUCUCCACAGGAGAAAAUCCGGCGACUCGCGUGUCCAUUAUGCAAGUGGAGCCGGCUCCAAACUGUGCCUCUGUCCUUUACUUGCAAAACGCUUACUCGGACCCAACAGGCUCUUACGUUGUUUAUGCUCCUGUCGACCAUGGAGCGAUGGCCUCGCUCUUAAACGGUGGAAACCCAGAUACGGUGGUGAUUUUUCCUUCGGGUUUUGCAAUUCUGCCCGAGAAGCCAACUGUGCUCGGAGGAGAUAGCCGCAGAAGUCUCUUGACUAUUGCGUUUCACAUCAUAGACGUGCCCGGAAGAAUGCAGGGUAAUAUGCUUCCUCGUGAUACAGCUGAUGGAGUCUACAAGAUCAUCACAAAAACUGUCGAUGCAAUCCAAGCUGCUAUGGAGGCUUACAUUGAAGCCGACGUCUUUCGUGAAACAAGAGUAUGGAGAAUGAGACCGAACAUUUACACCAAUUUUAUUGUUUAUAAUAUGCUUUACUCCUUCAUUUUGAGUGCAUUGAAGAUUCCAACCGACUUUCUCGUUACUACAGUUGUUCUGGGGGAGGAAAGGGCAAGGGAGUUGGGCUGCGUGGAUCCGGAGGAUGCCGCCUGA
Syzygium oleosum is the source of this 870-nucleotide messenger RNA. RefSeq names its product homeobox-leucine zipper protein ROC7-like. The coding region runs from base 1 to 870 and encodes 289 amino acids. The transcript has 4 exons. NCBI's taxonomy places the organism in Eukaryota, Viridiplantae, Streptophyta, Magnoliopsida, Myrtales, Myrtaceae. The record is from RefSeq and is a predicted model, not a curated record.